AUGAUAGGCUUCGAUCAUAUUAAAUCAACACCGUACCAUCCACAAACAAAUGGUCAAGUGGAGCGGUUUAAUGCAACAUUCCAUCCACAACUGGCGAAGUUGUACGACGAGAAUUUGAACAAUUGGGACGAAUAUUUGCCAGCUGUUCUUUACGCAUACAAUACUGGACAACAUGCCACAACCGGGUAUUCACCAUUUCAAUUGAUGUUUGGCCGAGAACCAACGUUGCCACUAGCCCAAAAACAGCCAACGUUCACAUUGACAAAACCAAAUGACUACUGGCCCAGAAUGAUGCGGUUAUUAAAAAUGUAUCAUCAAGCGGCACGACAAAAUAUUCAAAUUCAACAACAAGUAACAAAAGCACGAUUCGACUUGCACCGUUCCGAUCCAAUCUAUAAAGCAAAUGACUUAGUGUUAUGGCGAAAACCUAGCCAUAUUUCAAAAUUCGAAGAACGUUACUCGGGUCCGCAUAUUAUCAUUCAAGAACACCACCCGAGCUACAUCAUACAAGAUCGAGAAACAGCUAUUAAACGGAAGGUUCAUACAGCUGAUUUACAACCAGUGUUCGAAAGGUGUAUCUAA
Messenger RNA from Didymodactylos carnosus, 582 nucleotides. The record is from the annotation of a GenBank genome assembly. Lineage: Eukaryota; Metazoa; Rotifera; Eurotatoria; Philodinida; Philodinidae.